Molecule: messenger RNA, 1032 nt
Organism: Myotis myotis
Lineage: Eukaryota; Metazoa; Chordata; Mammalia; Chiroptera; Vespertilionidae
Product: putative selection and upkeep of intraepithelial T-cells protein 1 homolog
Exons: 4
Coding region: 1-1032 (343 amino acids)
Biological process (GO): T cell receptor signaling pathway; regulation of cytokine production
Cellular component (GO): external side of plasma membrane
Molecular function (GO): signaling receptor binding
Source: RefSeq, a predicted model, not a curated record
AUGGCCUUUGAAAUGUCUUUCCCUCUAUUCUUUGGACCAGUUCUUCCUAGAGAGUCCCUGAACAGCAAUAUCUCUGGGACCCGGACCUGGGCAACUAACUUCAUAGCCAUGGCCACCAAAUUCCAAGUUGAAGUGGUUGUUGAGUGUUUCCCUCCAUUUCCAGUGAUUCAUCAGCACAACACCUUGGAAUCACCCUGCCUGAAUCACCUGAGGAGGCAGCGAGUCUCUACAAUGUAUCAUGGCAGCCUCAUCUCACUCUACCUCUGCCUCCAGAUUGUUACAGGAGCAUUCCAAAUCCAGGGGCCCCAUGAACCUAUGGUGGCCAUGCUGGGUGGUGACGCUGAGCUGCGCUGCCUACUCUUGCCUCAUCAAAGUGUUAAAAAUAUGAAAAUAAGCUGGACUCGAUUCCUACCCUCCCAGGUGGUGCACCUAUAUGAGGAUGGGAGGGACAAGCCUGAGGAAGCCCAUGAGGAGUAUUUUGGAAGAACAGAGCUUGUGACAGACUAUAUGGAUAAGGGGGCUGUGACCCUGAGAAUCCUCAAUGUCCAACCUUCUGACAGCGGCCAAUAUCGCUGUGCAUUCCAACAUGGCUCCUUCUACAGUGAUGCAAUUAUUAUGCUGAAAAUGGAAGUUCUCGGCUCACGUCCUCAGUUGCAUGUGGAAGUCACUAAGUCCAGCCAAUUCCAAAUAGAGUGCAAAUCAGAGGGCUGGUUCCCUCAGCCAAAGGUCCAGUGGAUGGACUCUGAGGGAGAAGAAAUUCCAGCUGAGUCUGAGACUCAUACCCUGGAUGAAGGUGGCUUGUUCCAUGUAACAACAUCACUGUUACUCAGAGAACCUCCUCAGAAGAAUCUGACAUGUUCUAUCUGGAACCCAGUUCUGAAUCAGAAAAAAGAAGAACGAUUAUCCACAGAAGGUCAGUUUUCUCUCCCUCUUCACUAUGCCCACAAAAUGGGCUUGAUGCUCACACUCCAUAAAGGUGGCAGCUCUAAGCACACAAGCUUGGUUCUGCUCUCUUCAUCACACCCACACUAG